CUUUAUAUAGCCUCAUAAAAUAACGUGCAUCACAAAGCACUAAAUGGAGAUUUUAAUUUUGAUUCUAUUAUGAAAUCAUGGGCUGUAUUGAUUCUCCAUAUGUUACAGCAUUGAAUCCAAAAUCAAAUUCAUUAUUGGUCAAAGACGUUAGUCAAAGACGAGAGACAAAGAGAUCUUUUGCUUUAUUAUUUGUAAGAUAAUUAGCAAUAGACUUUGGGCUAAGCAAAUAAAUCUCAGUCCAGCCCAAACAUCUCUUUUCUUAACACACCAAAGUGUUUACAAAGUUUUUUAUAACUUUGUUAUAACUUCUCCAUUUUAAACACAAGAGGUUUCUUACCUCAUAAUUCUAAUAUAGAUAUUUUACAAAUAAUCUAUUUUAGACUUUCAUUUCUCAUUCAAACGAACUUCGUUUUUGAUAUAUGAUUACACUAUACCAUAGUGCUCAUAACAAUGAAUCCUACGAUUCCACAAUCCGGUCAUUUCGACAAUCAAAUUGCUCGAAAAAUUCACCGGAAUAUUGGCCAUAGCCAUUUGUCCAAAAAACAGUUCCAACAGCGAUGGCGAUCAAGGACGUGGCGGCGGACGACGAUAUCGAUGCAUCUCUUCCGCUACUGAAUUCUCCUUCUUCCGGGGACAGAACGUCGGCUAUUCAGACGCUCGGAAACAUUAUAGUCUCUAUCGUCGGUACAGGCGUCCUUGGCCUCCCUUACGCAUUUCGCGUCGCUGGAUGGUUCGCGGGCUCUCUCGGCGUCAUUAUCAUCGGUUUCGCAACAUAUUACUCCAUGCUCCUCCUCAUUCAGUGCAGAGAUAAGCUAGAAUCAGAAGAAGGACAAGAAGAUUCAAAAACGUAUGGUGACUUAGGAUUCAAAUGCAUGGGAACAAAAGGUCGAUACCUGACCGAGUUCCUCAUAUUCACUGCUCAAUGCGGUGGAUCAGUAGCGUAUCUAGUGUUCAUAGGACGUAACCUCUCAUCCAUAUUCAGCUCAUAUGGAUUAACCAUGGUCUCUUUCAUCUUGAUUCUGGUUCCAAUCGAGGUUGCAUUAUCAUGGAUCACUUCUUUAUCAGCUCUCUCGCCUUUCAGCAUCUUUGCCGAUAUAUGCAACAUCAUAGCCAUGUGUUUCGUCGUGAAAGAAAACGUGGAGAUGGUGGUUGGUGGAGACUUCUCGUUUAGUGACAGAACAGCUAUUGCGUCUACCGUUGGUGGUUUACCGUUCGCAGGAGGAGUUGCUGUGUUUUGUUUUGAAGGUUUUGCAAUGACGCUGGCUCUUGAAGGGUCUAUGAGGGAGAGAGAAUCUUUCCCUAAGUUGUUAGGUAAAGUGCUUGCUGGGAUUACGUUUGUCUACGUGUUGUUUGGGUUUUGUGGUUAUAUGGCUUAUGGAGAUGAAACUAAGGAUAUCAUCACGCUUAACCUCCCAAAUAAUUGGUCUGCCAUCGCAGUGCAGAUUGGCUUAUGUGUGGGAUUGACGUUUACAUUCCCGAUCAUGGUACAUCCGCUUAACGAGAUCAUAGAGCAGAAACUGAAAAGGAUCGAGUGCCUUCAAAAGCAUCGUCGUCAUCAUCAUCAUCACGAGACAAGUUCAGUCUCCAAAUAUGUAAUCUUCACCACGAGGAUGCUUUUGGUGGUAGGACUCGCAGGAAUCGCGUCCCUAGUCCCGGGGUUUGGUACAUUUGCAUCUCUGGUUGGAAGUACAGUGUGUGCACUCAUUUCAUUUGUGUUACCUGCUUCCUAUCACCUCACGCUGCUCGGUCCAUCGCUAAAUCUAUGGAACAAAUCUGUUGAUGUGUUCAUCGUGAUUUGCGGGUUGCUCUUUGCUGUCUAUGGUACAUACAACACCGUCGCUGGAUUGUAAAACAAGAAAACAAGUGAAUCUGUGUAAAACGAAGACAUCCAACGAAUUUACAUGAAGCUAUCCACUGUUGUAUGAUCAUUUAAUUGGGUGUCAAUAGAAAUGGUGACAACAUAUUGUUUUGCUAGUUCCCGCGAAAGCAUGAUUGGUUGUAUUUAAAUAUUUACUUGGACAGACAUAGAUCAUCACACAAACUAUACACAAGUAUACAGUCUUUAUAUAAGUCUAUAACCAACUGU
Molecule: messenger RNA, 2086 nt
Organism: Brassica napus (rape)
Lineage: Eukaryota; Viridiplantae; Streptophyta; Magnoliopsida; Brassicales; Brassicaceae
Product: amino acid transporter ANT1-like
Exons: 3
Coding region: 558-1850 (430 amino acids)
Biological process (GO): amino acid transmembrane transport
Cellular component (GO): vacuolar membrane
Molecular function (GO): amino acid transmembrane transporter activity
Source: RefSeq, a predicted model, not a curated record